CUGUCACCUUAUAAUAUUCAUGAGCUCAGACACUAUAAAAAUGGUCUCGAAGUGGUAACAGCGCAACAUAGCCAGUCGCAACCACCAGGCAAACAUGAAGAUCAUUCUAGUAUUGGCGUGCUUAGUCGUCGCCUGUGCUGCAUUGGCCAAGCGACCAUGCUGGGGGAAAAAUUGUAAAUACGGAGGUUAUGGAGUAGGCUAUGGAGGAGGCAUGAUGUCUGGCAGCUAUUACAACGGCUAUGGACGUGGCUACGGCGGUGGUUAUGGAAAUGGUUACUACGGAAAUGGCGGCUACGGAGGUGGUUAUGUAAAUGGUUACUACGGAAAUGGCGGCUACGGAGGUGGUUAUAGAGGUAGUUAUGGAAAUGGAUACUACGGAGGUAAAGGCUACGGCGGAGGCAUGAUGUCUGGCAGCUAUUACAACGGCUAUGGAGGUGGCUACGGCGGCGGCCGAUAUGGAGGAAAAUACCCAUGUUGGGGUAAAUCAUGCGGCUACGGAGGUGGUUAUGGAAAUGGUUAUUACGGAAAUGGCGGCUACGGAGGUGGUUAUGGAAAUGGUUACUACGGAAAUGGCGGCUACGGAGGUGGUUAUGGAAAUGGAUACUACGGAGGUAAAGGCUAUGGAGGAGGCAUGAUGUUUGGCAGCUAUUACAACGGCUAUGGAGGUGGCUACGGCGGCGGCCGCUAUGGAGGAAAAUACCCAUGUUGGGGUAAAUCAUGCGGCUACGGAGGUGGUUAUGGACGCCGCUAUGGCUACGGCGGAUACAGAGGCGGUUAUGGUGGAGCGUACGGCGGCAGAUAUGGCUAUCGUCGUUAUGGAAAGAAAUACUAAACAGCCCUCAGGAGAUUCCAUUCUGUAUAAAUUUCGACUGGACCGAAUUGAAAUACUAAUUGUUGUUAUAUUGUUUAUCUAUUUGUCGUAAUAAACUGUUUCUGCACAUA
Messenger RNA from Mercenaria mercenaria, 942 nucleotides. Its product is annotated as acanthoscurrin-2-like. The record is from RefSeq and is a predicted model, not a curated record. NCBI's taxonomy places the organism in Eukaryota, Metazoa, Mollusca, Bivalvia, Venerida, Veneridae. The transcript has 3 exons. Bases 95 to 832 code for a protein of 245 amino acids.